CAGCGUCGGCCGAUGUCGGUGAAUAUGUCCCCGAGCGGGAUGAGGGCGGUCCGGAUAAGGGGCGGAAAAGGCCCUUCGUCGAGUCUGUACAUUUCCUCCGACGAGGCCGUGCCCCAGCCGAGCGCAGACGAAGUGCUGGUCAAGAUAGCCUCAUUUGGUGUCAACCGCAUGGACCUGCUCCAGCGUGAGGGAGAGUAUCCCCUUCCGCCGGGCACGAGUCCCAUCAUGGGCGUCGAAUUCAGCGGCCAUGUCGUAUCCAGCCCUGGGAGCCACUUUCAGCGAGGCGAGGCCGUCUUUGGCUUGGUCACAGGCGGCGCUUAUGCCCAGUAUCUGACAUGCCCUGCACACAUGGUCCUCGCAAAACCGGAAAAGCUCUCGCUGGCGCAGGCCGCUGCGAUCCCAGAGAAUUGUCUGACGGCGUACCAGGCGCUUAAGCUGCUCGCUGCCAUCAGUGAGGGCGACAGCAUUCUCGUGCAUGCAGGCGCAUCUGGUGUGGGUCUCGCCGCCAUCCAGCUCGUGCGACUGCUCGGAGCUGCCAAGGUUUACGUGACAGCUGGAAGCGCAGAGAAGUGCGCUUUGUGCGAGAGAUUGGGCGCAGACCUCGCCAUCAACUACAAGGAAGUCGACUGGGCUGAAGAGCUAGCCAAGCGCACAGGCGGUCGGGGCGUAGACGUCAUCGUGGAAUUCAUUGGCGCGGGCUACUUUAAACAGAACCUAGCCUCACUCUCCCGCGAUGGCACGCUUGUCCUUCUGGGCAUCAUGGGCGGCACCGAGGUCCAGGAUGUAGACAUUGGCCUGAUUCUCUACAAGCGUCUCCGCAUUCAGGGCUCCACCUUGCGCUCCCGAAGCUUGGCAUACCAGAGCAGCCUUGUCCAGGACUUUCUAGCUAGUGGAACCCCUGACCGCCUCGUCGAGGGUCUCGACCCCCAGAGCGACAGUGCUGGGCAGCAGAUUCUCAUACACAAGAUCUACUCUUGGCACGACAUCCAGGCAGCGCACGACGAGAUGGAAGCAAAUAAAAACGUAGGCAAGAUUGUUGUCAGAGUGGACUGA
Molecule: messenger RNA, 1053 nt
Organism: Acaromyces ingoldii
Lineage: Eukaryota; Fungi; Basidiomycota; Exobasidiomycetes; Exobasidiales; Cryptobasidiaceae
Product: NADPH2:quinone reductase
Exons: 2
Coding region: 13-1053 (346 amino acids)
Molecular function (GO): oxidoreductase activity
Source: RefSeq, a predicted model, not a curated record